GUCAGUGACAGCACGGCAGGGACUUGUGGACUUUGGCUGUGGACUACAACUGUCAUCACUCCACCGUAUAUAUACGCACACACACGCACACGAUAAGGAGCAGACACACACCCACUUGGUGCUGAGAGAAACCCCCAAAAAAGCAGACAUGAAGGUUUUGGUGGUGCUCGCCGUCGCACUCCUGUCAGGUUGCCAUGCCAACCUGUUCCACGCCGAUGCCCCCAAACCCCAGAUGGAAGCGCUCACUGAUGCAUUUUGGGAUCACGUGGCCAAAGUGUCGCAGACUGCUGAAGAGACUCUGCAGAUGAUCCGGAAGUCACACAUUGGCGAGCAAGUCAAUGCCCACCUGGCGGAGAGCGCCGACAUGGCCAGCCAGUACGCAGUCUCCCUGCAGGAGCAGCUUCCUCCGGCCGCCCAGGAGCUCAUGAGCAAAAUCACCACGGAAGCAGACAUCCUAAGAAACGUCCUGACCCAGGAGCUGAGCUCGGUCAGGGAGCGGGUGGAGCCCUACACAGAGGACAUGAGGGCCCAGAUCCAGCAGAGAGUGGACCAACUCAAGCUCGAAGUGGCCACCUACGCUGACUCUUUAGAUUCUGAUGCUCUGAAGAGCCUGCUGAUGCAGAGGAGCGAGGAGCUGAGGAUCAGCCUGGAGCAGAGUGUGAAGGACUUCCAGGCCCAGUUGGAGCCUUACACCGAUGACCUGAAGCAGCAGGUGGACCUGCACCUGAGGGAUUUUCACAACACAGUUUCCCCCAUGACCAAGAAGGUUCAAGGGGAGCUGAGUCAGAGAGCCAAUUUGGUGAAGCAGAUCGUGGCCCCCUAUGCUGAAGACCUCAAAGACAAACUGGACCCCUACACCCAGGACUUCCAGGCCCAGAUCGUCUCCCUCUAUCACUCCUUUGUGAACGAAGACUAAGCAAUUUUUAAAUCUGUUAUUCCUUUUUUAAAAAAAUAUAACCAUUAAACUUGUAUAUAUUUCCUUUUUAUUUUUGUAAAUUAUGUAACUUAUCAAAAUAAACUAGAUUUAUAACACCUGUAACUCUGUGCAUUUGUGCUGACUAAUGACUAGCACCGGGGCAAGUACUGGCAACAGAGUGCGUUGUAAAUCCCCCAUGGAAAAUAACCCAGGACGUCCUGUUAAGACCAUGCUGAGAAGAAAAGGGCUCUCGCUGUGAAGCGUUCGAGUCACGGCACGUCCACCUCAGGUGACAGUUUCGACUUCUGUUCCUCCAGAUUGUUGCUCUUUAUUCCUGUCCAUGCUUGUCUCCGGUUUCACAUCACCUCACAUUAAUUUCAGCUGAAUGAAA
Messenger RNA from Synchiropus splendidus (mandarinfish), 1307 nucleotides. RefSeq names its product apolipoprotein A-I-like. Gene Ontology annotation, biological process: cholesterol efflux; reverse cholesterol transport; cholesterol homeostasis. Bases 149 to 916 code for a protein of 255 amino acids. The record is from RefSeq and is a predicted model, not a curated record. Gene Ontology annotation, cellular component: extracellular region; high-density lipoprotein particle; chylomicron. The transcript is spliced from 4 exons. NCBI's taxonomy places the organism in Eukaryota, Metazoa, Chordata, Actinopteri, Syngnathiformes, Callionymidae. Gene Ontology annotation, molecular function: phospholipid binding; cholesterol binding; phosphatidylcholine-sterol O-acyltransferase activator activity.